This is a messenger RNA of Doryrhamphus excisus (bluestripe pipefish), 4259 nucleotides long. RefSeq lists its product as uncharacterized. Lineage: Eukaryota; Metazoa; Chordata; Actinopteri; Syngnathiformes; Syngnathidae. Gene Ontology annotation, biological process: regulation of gene expression. The record is from RefSeq and is a predicted model, not a curated record. Gene Ontology annotation, cellular component: nucleus.
AGGUAUGCCUCCCACACUUCAUUCAUCAUUCAUCACAUUAACAUAUAAAAUGUAUGCUCACUACUUAUCAAUCAUCAUGGAAGAUGAUCAAUAGAACAAACGGAGUCAGAGCCUUUAGCCUGGUCGUCAGGCUAGCGCUAGCAUACAAAAUCCGGUAACAUUUUACCGUCUGAUAUGAACUUAUGCUAGCCAGCUAGCCAGCAGGGUUUUUCUUUUGUUGCUUCUUGCUCAACUAUGGUGCAUUCAAGGACCACCAAAGUGUGAACAAACAUUUUUAGUGAAGUAUAAAGACACAAACAUGCCAAAAUUGGACUUGUAUUACUAUGUAUUUAUAAACAAUGACUCACUUAGUGAUAUGUGAUAUGUGCUUUCUGUGGAAAAUAAACUAUUUUCUGAGAUAAAAAAAUAUUUUUUGAUCAAAAAUCCACAAAAAUGCUGGAUCAAUAACAAAUACUGUUAAAUAGUAUUGUAAACACUGUACCUAACGGCGGAAACUAAUUGAUUUAAUCACGUUAAAAUAUUUAGCUUAAAGUGCGCGCAUCCUGUCAAGCCACGCCUAUAUGUUAUGACGUCAGACGGAAGCAUAGUGUACUGUUCCCACACACACACACACACACACACGCUAUAACAUUAUUCUGACCCGAACACGUCGACAUGAGAGUAUUUCCAACAAAAUAUAUCUAUCUCCUACUCACAAAACACGUCUCUACUCCUCCACGGAACCACACUUGCUUAUUGUCACGACACCACAGCGAAGGUGCGUUUCAGGGACACUCGGAAAAUCAGUAUCUAUCACGGUGUAGUGUACGUGUGGUCAAAAUAAAAAGGAAGACAAAGAAAACGUGGAUAUUCUUACCCCUCAGCAACCUAACUCUUACUGCGAAAGUACAAUUUGAUGCAUUUAAGUACGCUCGGAAAUCCCUUUAAAAAUAUACCUACAUUGGAAACCAGUGAAUUCGUCGUAAAAUACGCGGUGUCUUUGAACGCAACGCUUCAUAGUAAGCGCAUGAUAACAUAACGCGGUUAAAAAUGUUUAUCAAAUAAUACCAAGUAAAUAUGUUAGCUUGACUGCAACUUUCAGAUCAUAUUCAGCUGUUUAUACUCUGUAUCGAUUAUAUUUUUAUUCAGAAAAUGCAGGAAAAACUGGCAUGAAUUUGAAUAGAAUUAGCAAGCAUAUAUAAUAGCAUUUUGACUAUUCCACUACAUAUAAUGAUGAGUAUUAUUGAUAUUAAUGUAUGUACUGUAGAUAGUAUUUUGUGUAUAUUUUUUGCACCCUGUGAGUACAUUACAGAAAGAAAGGUGAGCUCUUAUUUUUGUGCGGGUACAAACAGGAAGUGCGAGUCCCGGUGUCCCCCCCACAGAGAGCACACUCAGGUUCGUUGGGGCUGCAGGUUCUACAUAGGCUGAACAUGGCUGCUGCUCGGACCCGGUAGGCUGCUCCGCCAUAGCAACUCCCCCUAACCCCUCCCUCGCCGAGCCCAGGCAGCAUCACCCUGCACACGGCUCAGACAUAUUUGGUCCUCCGGAAGUCUGCACGGUUCGGGUAAGCCAGUCCCUUCCCGACCAACACGGCGGCUUGCAUGGGUGGAGCACACUUUGUUUUUUUUUAAUGUUUUUUUAAAGAUGAAAGCAUUAAAAAAAGAGACAUUUUAAAUCGACUAGAGCAGAGGCAACAGCAGCAGAAGAAGCUCUGGCCGUAAAGUUUGUCCUGAAAAGCGGGAAGGCUCGCUGCUCGGACCCUGGGCUUCUUAAAAUGGCUGGCUGGAGGUUCGAGGUUCGCCUGGUGCGAGAGGAAGCACACUUCCUCCUCCUCCUCCUUCUCCUUCUCCUUCUUCUUCUCCUUCUUCUCCACACAAGGCCUCUCUAAAUGGCUGUGACCCAAAAUGGCUUCCCAGUUGGCUGCAGUGCUGUCAAGAGGCGGUCCGGAGGUCCAAAAUGGUGGAGAACCAGCCAGGCCUGUCACAGAGGACUCAGAGGGUGCCCUCCCGUCCGACUGGGAUGCUGUGCCAAUCAAUGGGAGAAAGCCACAUGUGGGCGGGACUUAUGAACCUGCCCUCCAGGAAGCCGGUGAUGAACUAAGGCAGCCAAUCAGAGCCAAAAUGGUGGCUCACGCCUCUGCCGCCACCCUGACCAAAGAUACUGGUUCCUGUUUAGAAACAAACCAAAUAUCUGUUGCGAAGACCAGCAAGGAGGAGGAGAUGCUUCGAUCUGAUUGGCCGGUGCUCAACGGCGUUAAAUUACAGCCCGGGACAAAACGGGCGGAGGAACAGAGCGAACCGCUGGACCUGAGUCUACCCAAGAGACGUGACAACCGAGAGACGAGAUACGGACGCUUUCUGGACGCUUGCGAAAGCUCGCUGAUCAUGGAAGUGGACGAAUACGACGGCGAGGCCGACAGAGACGUGGUGGAGGAGGACAACGAAGACCUGCCCUCCUUUUUCACCACCUCAACCAAUGAUCUUCUCCUCAUCGACGACCAGGGCAUCCCGUACACUCUCAGCCCGGAUGGACUCAGGGUGCCACAAGUGGACGCCCCCACGGCGUCCCGGGCCCCUCAGACGGCGGGGGUGUCCUCAGAAGAAAACCUCAGCCAAAGUUUCGACGAUGCACCUUCUCGUCACCUGAUGGCGUCGCCGGUUGUGGAUUCGCCGCCCUCCGACACCUUGCCCCCGGUGCCCGGUCAAGCCAUGCAGAUCCUCACCGGCGCCUCGUCCGGCGCCCCCAUUCUGUUGUCCUCGGCGCCGCUCAGCCUGUCUCUUGCGCCCGGUGCUUCCGCCCCCAUGUUCCUUCUGCUGUCCUCAAGUGAGUCUACCUCCACCCCGAUCGCGGUCCUAGAUCCCUCUACGGGUCAGUUGUCCCAGAUCGCCGCCCCCGUCUCCUUCACCCAGGGGAACCUGUUGCCUCAUCUCGCCGAUUCGCUCUGUCACGCAAACUCCCGUGGAAGUGAAGCCAUAUCCGCCGAGCAAGUCUCAAACCCGAGCGACAAGCCAUUGACUAGUUUGACCCCCGACCCCUCAGACGUCCAGUCCCCGGCCCCUGACCCCCAACCGGACACAGAGCACUUACCUCUGGACGACCAUCUGUACUUCUCCAGUUCCGCCGCUCCGCCGUCGCCGCCCAAACUGGAGCCCCUCGACCCGCCGGACCCUCUCUCCCCUGCUGACUCGCCCAACGACCCGGCCGCCCGCCGGGUGCUGUACUGCCAGCUGUGCCCGAGGGUCUUCUUUUACCUCUCCGACCUGGAGCGCCACCGCAUCACACACUCGCAGAAGAAGCCGCACGUUUGCCAACAGUGCGGCAAAGCCUUCAAGCGCUCCAGCCAUCUGCAGAGACACAAGCACAUCCACACGGGCCAGAGGAACUUCGUGUGCCCCAUCUGUGCCAAACGCUUCAGGGAGGCGGGCGAGCUCCAGCGCCACCAACGGGUCCACACGGGAGAGAAACCCUACCAGUGCCAACUUUGCCACACGCGCUUCGCCGAGCGCAACACCCUGCGGCGUCACACCAAACGCAAGCACCCUUACCACCAGGUCGCCAUGGAGAUGCUCAACGAGCGCGGCGGCGGCGGCGGCGUGCAGGCGGGACACGGGGAAGAAGAGGAACCCGCCGAAUGGUACAGCUCCACUGUGUCGCAUUUGGAAAAUUCCGAGUCGGAAACGGAAGCGUAACUAGCGUACAAAGACGGGAGCACUUGCAAUAUUUCUGGGAUUCUUUCUCUGAAUGUAUGUUAUUCCCAUUCCCAUUCCAUUUCACUGCCAACCAUACUUUACUGAUGGUCCUCUGGGUGCACGCCACUUCCCUUCCCGGGAAGCUGAAACCAAACCCUAAAAGGUCCUUACUUUACCUCCAUGACCCCUCUAGCAUUCAUUUUCAAUGGCUUUCCUUUUCUUUACCGCACUCAUAAAGUCAUAAAAGCCAGACGACGUUCUACUUGUCAAGACGCAGAACUAUUUCAUAUCGACACACCUGGAGGAUUAGAUUUGAUUGAUGAGUCCUAAUCAAUAUCAUCACAUGACUACUAUCAGGAGAACCGGAGCAUAGAGGGGGAGGAGCCGCCUGCUGUGGCCCAGCAAGGUGCACCGUAUUCGGGCACAUGCUCCGAGCAGCCACUGUGACACCACGGAGGUCUCUGGACAACCUUUUGCACUUUUCUAGCGCUGCGGCGUUACUUUUUCUUUCACCUGUCGGACUAUGAUGUCAUUUGAAAUGGAUUUCAUUGUGUAUAUAUUAUAUAUAUAUAUAUAUAAACAUUUUUUGUU